CAUAACCCAUCAAGCUUCAAAUUUGCUUCUUCACUAUGGUUUCGAAGAAGUCUAGAUCUCCUUUCAGCUUUUCAAAAAUGGUUGCUGCUAAAUUUGUGACGAUUUUUAUCUUAAUGGAGCUGAUCAUGAGAGGUUUUCGGUUCGGAGCGGUAGAUGGUUUGAGCAUGGAUUACUACAUAAUGACAUGCCCUUUAGCUGACAUAAUUGUCAAAAAUACUGUUAACAGUGCUUUACAGAAUGAUCCUACCCUGGCAGCUGCUCUCGUUCGGAUGCAUUUCCAUGACUGCUUCAUUGAGGGUUGUGAUGGGUCGAUUCUCAUUGAUUCUACCAAGGAUAACACAGCAGAAAAGGAUUCUCCAGGAAACUUGAGCUUGCGUGGGUAUGAAAUCAUUGAUGAUGCCAAGGAGCAGCUUGAACAACAAUGUCCCGGUGUUGUUUCAUGUGCGGAUAUUGUUGCAAUGGCUUCUAGAGACGCCGUUUUUUGGUCUGGGGGUCCAGUGUAUGACAUCCCAAAAGGUAGAAAGGAUGGAAGGAGGUCCAGAAUAGAAGACACAAUCAACCUGCCUUUCCCCACCUUCAAUGCCUCAGAAUUGAUUAGGGCUUUUGGGCAGCGUGGCUUCACUGCACAAGAAAUGGUUGCUUUAUCUGGGGCACAUACACUAGGAGUGGCACGGUGCUCAUCCUUCAAAGGCAGAUUGGGAAACGGGGAUCCAACACUGGACUCAGACUUUGCCAAGACCCUGUCCAAAACCUGCAGUGCUGGUGAUAAUGCCGAGCAGCCCUUCGACGCCACCCGAAACACCUUCGACAACUUAUAUUACUACACAUUGCUGACGAAAAAUGGACUUCUUUUCUCCGACCAAACACUCUACGGAAGCCCCAGGACAAGAUCCAUUGUCAAUGCUUAUGCGAUGAACCAGGCAAUGUUCUUCUUUGAUUUCCAACAGGCCAUGGUCAAGAUGGGCAUGCUUAAUGUCAAAGAAGGAUCAAAAGGUGAAGUACGAGGAAAUUGCCGGAAAAUCAAUUGAAUUUAUCGGGAGAAGAAAAGAACCUUUUGUAUUAUAUGCUCGGAUUUAUUAUGUCAUUAUGUGUCAUAUAUUUCCAUGUGUUAAAAGAGAAAAAAAAAAAAUAAUAAUUAAGCGUGUGUUAGGUCAUUGUAGGUUUGGAAGUGCUGUGUGACACAGCUAGUGUCCACCUCGUUUUGUACCUAUUUUGACUUUUCAAGUAUGGUUAAUUAUAUA
Rubroshorea leprosula is the source of this 1241-nucleotide messenger RNA. Lineage: Eukaryota; Viridiplantae; Streptophyta; Magnoliopsida; Malvales; Dipterocarpaceae. The record is from the annotation of a GenBank genome assembly.